AACCCCUGUUGCAACCCCCUUGUUGCAGCGUACAUGUGUUAAUACGCUUCAACAACCAGUCGGUCAACGCGGGUCAAACCCUUUAAAGGGUUAUUGCAGCGUACAAUUUAAUUGUUCCCUGCAAAAAAGUUUGUUGCAGCGUACAUUUUAAAAGCCCGCUGCAAUAGCUCGUUUUUGUUGCAGCGUACUUGUUAAAGCCCCCUGCAAUAACCCGGGUAAAAAAAAUUUCGCUGCAAUAUUCGUUGAAACUAAUUCAAAACAAAUUAAGCAUCUCUCACUCUCAACUCCCUUCUUCUCCCUUAACUUUCCCUGCGUCAUCCCCUCAAAAAAAAACCCUUUCUCUUCGUCGGUGGUUCUAGCCUCCUCGCCAGAGGCCACCUAUUAGCUUGCUCGGCCGUUGGUUCCAAGGAAAAACUUAGCUUGCUCGCGCCGGUGGUUUCAAGAAAGAAAGUUGCUCGCGUCCUAUUUUCCGUCAACCUCUUCGCCGCGGCUACCUGUCCCCUCUUUUAGGUUUGCUCGAUUCGUUUACCUGAUUUUUGUUUUAAGAAUUAGGGUUUUAAAAAUCAGAUCCUAAAGUGACGCGCCAAAUUUAGAAGCGAGAGAGAAAGAGAUUUAAUGGAAAAGGGAAUUGGGGAAGGAAAGGGUUUGGGUUGGCGCAGAGAUGCCCAUCGUCUAACUCGAAUAAAUGCACAUGAAUUCGACACCGGGAAGAAAUCCAGGUACAGUUUUUAUCAUCAUUCUGCCUUUUGAUUUCGAUUCCAAUUUCACAACUAGGUUUUGGUAUUGUAGAUGUCGAGUUGCAAUUUCUAAUCAAUUGGAAUUGCGGAACUUGAUUUUGGUGGAUUCAUACAUUUAAUUUUGUUUGUUUGUUUGAGUCCUAUUCUUGAUGUGCGGAAAAGGAAGGCGGUUCGAUUGAGCAAAGAUGUCGACUCCAAACGUCGCCAAAUUAACAAUGGAUGUGGGAUUGGAUAAUGAAACAUGAGCCGGUGGUUUCAAGAAAGAAAGUUGCUCGCGUCCUAUUUUCCGUCAACCUCUUCGCCGCGGCUACCUGUCCCCUCUUUUAGGCUGUCGUUCAUAGAGCUAAGAACUCAAAAUAUUCAGCUGAUGAGGAUAUGGAGGAGACAGAUGUUAAAGAUCCAAAUUUAAAGCAAUCUCUGGAGUCUGCUACUUCUCAGAUUAGCCAGCUAGCUCUUUCUAAUAGUCCUACUGGUGUUGCCAAUCUUGCAGCUGUUUUUCUGUUCCCGCUUUUCAUAAAUUAUUUUCAGAUGGGUGUCACUGGAGCAGCCACUGCCACUGUUGUGUCUCAAUACAUAGGUAGCUUCUUGAUGAUUUGGUUUCUUAGCAAGAGAGUAAUAUUAUUACCUCCAAAAUUUGGAGAUCUGAAGUUUGGGGUCUAUUUAAAAUCUGGUGAGUGUCAGAGAAAUGUUUAUGGUUAUUUUCUGUUUUUGAUUCUUUAUCCAACACAUUGAUUUUAAUAACCUUCUACUUAAUAAUCACCAUUACAAACU
Messenger RNA from Spinacia oleracea (spinach), 1508 nucleotides. RefSeq names its product protein DETOXIFICATION 45, chloroplastic-like. The transcript has 5 exons. Lineage: Eukaryota; Viridiplantae; Streptophyta; Magnoliopsida; Caryophyllales; Amaranthaceae. The record is from RefSeq and is a predicted model, not a curated record. Gene Ontology annotation, cellular component: chloroplast. The coding region runs from base 1113 to 1469 and encodes 118 amino acids.